CCUCGUGAAAUAUUCUACAUGCACUUUUCGCUAUUUUACUCAAAAAAGUGAUGGACUAAAAUAUGUGGUUGACCGUCACCCCUCGUCGUGGUUUCAUUGCGUCUCAAUUUCAAUUUUAGACCUUGUCGUUAUUCCUGUAUGGCCCUCUCUUUGUGCGGCACAGCAAAGUAAUCCAAAGAGCUUGCUUCGCAGCAAUCAGCAUCAACAAGCAACUUUUUCCUUCACUAAACCAAACCAAUCAAGCAAACAAGCUGGAAUUGUGGUGUGGGGCUUUUUGAUUGCCGACCAAACAUAUUUUGAACAUUAGAUGCGCACCUUCAUGGUUACCGGUGGUAUUCCGAGAAAUGAUAGCACCUCUUAAACGCUCAAAUUGUCUAACGCUUGGUUAAGCAUCAAAGACUCUGAUCUCGUAAAAUGCCAAGCACCAAAAUAUAACCAUGAAUCAGAUCAGGACCGCCUGUUUCAUUUCGUACGGCAUUCGGUAAAGAAGUAAUAAAACUGAGAAGAAUCGUGUCUUUGGGAGCGUUGAUGAGCUCGUAAUGCAAAGAAAAUUGUAGCAAAAUCUCACACACGAGUUGGCCGUCAUCACCGAGGCGUGCAAUACUGCUUGCUAUAACACAUGAAAAAAACGAAAAAUGCCAUCGUCCAACAACCAUCCUCCCUCAUAGCUUCUCCAUACACCUUCCUGCUUCUGGUGGUGGCCCUUCAAAUCAGUCCGGAAAGCUCUCCUCCUCUGUUUUGCUGCUCGCGCACGAGGUAACCAAAUAUCAGUACUGUUGUACAUCCACACGGGGCAGUCAGCAGUUGGGAUUUGGUUUUUGACGAGUGAACAUUUCUUCUCCCUCUUGGACUCUCAGAGCACCGGAAGUGGGUCCGACGUUAUGAAGCGAACCAGGUGCUUGUAAAAGUGGAGGUAACCCAGCCUACUUGGAGUUCAGUUGUCUUGGACAAUGAUUAUGAAGAGAACAGGUUGUUUGUUGCCUUAUUUUGGCACGGACACGUCGUUCCAAAACGAAAGGAGUCGGGCUUGACAAGUCAACCAAACAAUUAGAGUGAAAAUUUCCAUGGCUUGUGGCCAGGGGUGAAAACUGUGUGCGAUCUUUAGCGCCUUUCCCGACCAACUUCCAUGCACACCUUCUCUGGAUGGACUUACUACCGAACGUACUCGCUUGUCCAAAGUUCAUCGUGACAUGACUUGACUUGAGUGGAUUCGAAAACGAAGAGAUCCAAAGGGCGUGAACGCUGGUGGCCGAUGGAAGGAUUUCUUUUUAGUCAUUCGCUUUUGAAUUCAUCAACAAACCACAAACGAAAUCUCGCCUUCUCCGACGACCGUUGUGAGCCACUUUUUGUGUCCGUUCAAGUGAAGCCAUGACGACUAAUUUCCAGUGAUGAUCUUGUCUUGUCGAGAUUCCAUCGUCUCAGUCUUUGUACGUAAGUCGUCUUCAUAAACCAAUUGAAGAGGAUCGAAAGAGGGAAUUAUCUCCGCUUGAAUUGCUCGGAAUUCGACACAGUUAUAUGUACAAGCCACGGACACAUCCGGCCAAUCGGAAACAAAGAUAAUUUUUCAUUGCUACUCCAUUGAAUUUAUGCAUUCAGACCCGCAAUGACCGAGCAUGAGUCCCCGAACAACGAGUCGCCAAAGAAUAAUAAUCUCGACAAAGAUCUCGAAAGCGAGGAGAGCGAAGAAGAUCCCUAUUAUGAAGCGCCCGGGUCUCUCAAGAAGAGUGUGCCAGCGGCAAUUGGCAGCAUUUGUUGGUUGAACAUGAUUCCCAAUGAGGAAGACCAAAAGAAAAUUGGAAAGCUUGUCCCCGAGAACCCCAAUAAUGGGAUACCAAGACAUUCAGUGAGUGCAGACAAAGACAAUCGGCGGUUUAGUGAAAGUGAUCCAGAGUCCAAUUCGGAAAAGAUGGGGUGCUGCUUCCGCAUUUUGGACAAAAUCCUUCAGUUCUUUGAGUGGAUCCUCCACGAUUUCUCGUUGAAGCACCUCAUUUGGAUCAAGCUGAUCUUUCUGUUCCAAUCAGCGUCCAUGACGGUGCUCUAUCCUUACUUGAAUCUUCACAUGAAGUCCUUGGGAAUCAGUGUCCAAGAGACAGCCGUGAUUAAUGCAGUCAUUCCUAUUCUCUUCAUCUUUACCCCACCCCUGGCUGGCUUUUUGGCCGACAAACUAGGGAACUUUCGAAUCUUAUUGGCCAUUCUUACCGCGUUGGGUGGGCUCGUGGCCCUUCUAUUGCUCAUCGUCCCACAAGGUCGAGAUGUCACGCCCUAUCCUGACACCUUGGAUUGGGGAGUGAGUUGCGGGAAGGCCGAAAAUCGGGCACGAUUUCAGAAGAUGAUGCUCCACGGCUUCAGACGAGACCAAUGCCAGAUUCAAAGCUCUGGCUACCUGAACGUGACGUUUACUCCGGGCACUUGUGGGUACUUAUGCCCCACGCGAAAUCCCGUGGACGUGAAACCUAACUUCUUCGAGUACAAGGUGAUCUGGCCGAAUCGUGGAGGUGGUUUUGGGAUCAGUGAAAUUGUGGAUGUGGUCACUCUUGACUCACCAGAGGCCAGAUUGUACCACGAGCCGAAUGUUAUUGAUGACAACAUCUUCUUUCCCAUGAACUGGACCUUUCAUUUGAGUUGUGACAGAAUUCGGCCCAAUGAUUGCAUCUUCAAUCCCAUUCGUCGAGCGCCUACAAGGAUGGUGUACAACAUCCAAGCUCUGAGCACUAGCACAAAUCUCGAGAAGUUAUCCCGCGAAGGCCCAGAAUUUGAAAUUGAGAGCAUCAUUCCUCCCGAAACAGGCAGGCCGGUUUCCGUGCCCGUCAAUUGCGGGGCCAAAGAAAUCAUCGCUCAAGUGGUUUCAACCGUGGAGACAUCCUCUUUACCCUCCAGUGCAUCGGCUCAAGUUCCGGAGGAAACGGUGGACACGAGGUUCUCCGGGUGUACACUCCAUUGUAUGGUCAGCGUCCCGCGGCAUGAGGUGUGCAACAAUACCAAUGUUGGUGUCGUCUAUGAUCCAGCAAUUACAUUCUGGAGCUACCUGAUGGUACGAACGGCUCUAGGUGUCCUGACUGCCGCCUCACUCAUGAUGUUUGAAGGGGCCGUAAUGGCCACCAUCCAGGAGAUGGGGGGCGAUUAUGGAAUUCAGAGAUUCGUCGGCAACUUUGGGGCCAUCAUUUUCGCCCCUUUGGGUGGCUACAUCAUCGAUAUCUACAGCAAAGUAGAUAAGGUCAACUUUUCAGUAGCCAUCUACAUUUAUCUUGGUCUCAAGCUGGGUGCAGCUUUCAUGAUCCUUUUCAUUGAAUUGGAUUUUCGACCCCCAGGGGAGAGGAUUCUGAAAAACAUCGGACAAGUGUUGAGGAACUUCGAGGUGGUUAUGUUCCUGAUCCAAAUGAUGUUCGCCGGGACAUUUUGGGGAUUCAUCGAAGGCUUCUUAUUCUGGUUCUUGGACGAUCUUGGGGCCAGUAAGCUACUUAUGGGUUGGACAGUGGCUGUGGGAAUGAUGACCAGUCUCCCCUUCCUGAUCUUCUCUGGCCCCAUUACCGAACUCUUGGGACACAUCAAUGUUAUCGUCAUUGGAAUGCUCGCCUAUUGCAUCCGACUCUUGGGGUACUCAUUCCUCCAGGACCCUGUGUAUGUCUACCCCUAUGAAGCUUUGGAAGGAUUUACCAUGGCACUGAUGAUGACUUCAGCGGUCACGUAUGUGGCGAAAAUAUCCUCGCCGUCCACCAUUGCCAGUGUGAUGGGAAUCAUGGGAGCUCUAUUCUUUGGUAUCGGAAAGGGCUCUGGUAGCCUCUUCGGAGGUCUUCUCAUGGGAUACAUUGGUGCCCGCAGUGCGUUCCGGGUUUUCGCUGGUCUUGCGCUCCUCAGUGCUUGUGUUUACAUUCUCUUCCAAUUGUGUUACGGGAGCAAACAAAAGAAAAAGCGCGUUAAGAUUAGAGAUCUGGAAAACGCCAACAACGGUUUGUCAAAUGGUCACCGCAUAGACCGAGAGAAAAUGAAUAGCAAUGGCCUGGUACUAACUCCCAAUGGUUCUCCUAACGGCGUCAAGAAUGGAGGAUUUGAUUCUUCAAAUGAUGGAAGAGACAGUAAGACGCCCAACAGUGAGGAGGAUCAAGGUAGUACGUCUGCCAUCUAUGAAAAUGCCAAAGAGAGAGCCCUCAAUGACUCCCAGAGCUUGAGAGGCUCCGGUCCUCGAAGUCUUACAGGAGGUACCACUGUAUAAUAACAUUUCAAUACAUUAAAGCACGUUUUUAAUAAAGAUAUAAAACUCAGA
Tigriopus californicus is the source of this 4261-nucleotide messenger RNA. RefSeq lists its product as uncharacterized. NCBI's taxonomy places the organism in Eukaryota, Metazoa, Arthropoda, Copepoda, Harpacticoida, Harpacticidae. Gene Ontology annotation, cellular component: membrane. The transcript has 3 exons. Bases 1604 to 4210 code for a protein of 868 amino acids. The record is from RefSeq and is a predicted model, not a curated record.